CAAUUACCACAUUCUGAUUAGCGAUCCAUCUUGAUGGACACGUCGGCGUUGCGCGAGUUCGCCUUCAAAAAGCUGCAAGAGGCCAGAGAGCGCGGCUCGGAGUUGGCGGCAGUGACAGCUGCGCGUGCGGCCUCAUCCAUCUCCAGCUCCGUGCCGGUAUCAUCCUCCUUCGUCUUCCGCGCUCAGAGCUCGGUGGAGCAGCAGCAGGAGCAACUGCCGGCGUCUCUGGAGAAUAAGCUUGAAACGCUCAAAAAGUCAAAUGACUCGUUGCGCUCGACGCUGACGGGCACCUCGAGCGGGUCGCUGAACGAGAGCAUAUAUAAAUUGGACCUUAUCAAUGAGUCGCUAGCUUUUUCGAUUGAGAAUAUUCAAGAAGGCUCCCAUGUGAUGAAGCUGCUGAAUCGCCAGCUGAAGGACAGUGCUACCAUGCAGAACCCCGCGCACAAGGCAUUCUACCAGCGUAACGAGCAAAGUGCGCAGUAGGAGCACGAAAUUAACGUUGAUUCUUAUUUGUGGUGUACUUGCCGUCUGUGAGGAUUCGUCUAGGGUGACGCAUUCUUGUUUAGCAGGAUAGCUUGGAGAUCUCGUCAGGUGUAGAGGGUUCAUCUGAUAGUGAAACCUUCUAACAUUUGGUUAAAUAGCAACUUUUGAAAAACUAGGUCGU
Molecule: messenger RNA, 664 nt
Organism: Phytophthora nicotianae INRA-310
Lineage: Eukaryota; Oomycota; Peronosporomycetes; Peronosporales; Peronosporaceae
Exons: 2
Coding region: 34-483 (149 amino acids)
Source: RefSeq, a predicted model, not a curated record